AUGGGCAACAGCCCCGUCGCCGGCGCACCCGUCCCUAAUGGGUCCGCAUCGCAACCGCCCAGCCAGCUCCAACAACAACCUCAACAGCAGCCCGCGCCCCUCCAACAGCAACAACAACAGCAGCAGCAACAGCAGCAGCAACAACAACAACAACCUCCCUCCCGCCCAGCCUACCCCUGGUCCGCCCGCCGUCUACACCUCCAACCCCCCGUCGUCCUCCCCAAACCCGGCAUAGUCCCCCCAACGACCCCCUCUCCCUCCCCCUUCCCGCGCUACGGCCACGCCCUCCCCGCGACCGCCACCGCCGGCGGCGAGAUCUUCCUCUUCGGAGGGCUCGUGCACGAGUCAGCGCGGAACGAUCUCUAUGUGUUUAGUACCCGCGAUCUGAGCGCGACGUUGUUGCAGACGACGGGCGAGAUGCCGAGUCCCCGUGUGGGACAUGCGAGUGCGCUGGUGAGUAGUGUGCUUGUGGUUUGGGGGGGAGAUACGAAGACGGAUCCGAGGGCGAGGCCGACGGAUAAGCAGGAUGAUUCGUUGUAUUUGCUUAACCUCGUAUCCCGCGAAUGGUCCCGUGUCGUCGUUUCGGGGCCAAAACCGCUCGGUAGGUACGGACAUGCGGUGACGAUGGUCGGCUCGCGAUUCUUUGUCUUCGGCGGUCAAGUCGACGGCGAAUUCUUGAAUGAUCUCUGCUUCGGCGGCACCGACGGCCAAUACCACUACAACGACACCUGGGCCUUCGACACCAACACCCGACGCUGGUCCGAACUGAAAUGUAUAGGCUUCAUUCCGUCGGCGAGAGAGGGACAUGCGGCGGCGGUGGUGGAUGAUGUGAUUUAUGUGUAUGGAGGACGGGGGGUGGAUGGGAAGGAUUUGGGAGACUUGGCGGCGUUUAAGGUUACUAAUCAACGAUGGUUCAUGUUCCAAAACAUGGGUCCCUCGCCCAGUCCGCGCUCGGGACACGCCAUGGCCUCGAGCGGCACGAGAGUGUUCGUGCUCGGGGGGGAGUCGUAUGCGGUGAGCAAGCCGGACGAGCCUGCGCUUAUACAUGUUUUGGAUACUAAACACAUCAAGUACCCAGAAGGAAAACCACCCCCCGCCGACGGCUCCAAAUCAAGCAAUGGCGCUAAUCCCAACGCGAACCCCUCCCGACCCUCCCGCAAGUCCUCCGCCGAUCCCAUCUCCGGCUCCGGUCCCGGGGCGAUGUCGCCUCAGCAGCAGAUGGUGCAGCAGCAGCAACAGCAGAUGUCAUUACAACAGCAGCAGGGUCAGCAGAUGGGACAGGGAGGAAUGGGACAGGGACAAGGCGAUGUGGUGGAUGAGCUGAGGAGGGCGGUGUCGCCGCCGAAUGGAAGGGGUGGUGGGAAGGCGAUGAUGAAUGGAAACGGCAAUGUGAAUGGGAUGGGGAACGGGAAUGGGAAGGGAAAAGCGCCGAUGAGGCAGGAUGGCGAGGGGGGGUACGAGUCGUCUGGAGGGGAGAGGGAGAACGUGGUCAGAGAGAGGAUGGUUUCGCCGGACCAGGGACAGGGGCGGGCGGCGAGUCCGACGGUCGUUCGUGCGGUUUCGCCGUCCGGUGGCCAGGGUCAAAGUCAGGGUCAGCAGGGACAGCCGCAGAAUAUGGCGUCGGUGAUUAUGAGUCGGUCGGAGACGAGGAGCGCGAGUCCGUUAGUCAGACAACAACAACAGACGGAUACCGCCUCGAGCUCACCGAAUAACUCGCCGGUUUCUGCGAAUGGGUUCGUUAACGGCCACGGCCACGGGAAAUCGCAGGACGUGAUGCGGGAUCUGAGAGUGAAGGAUGUGGAGAUUGAGGGGAUGAGGAAGAGGGAGGAGUGGAUGCGGGCUGCGCUGGCGAAGGCGGCCAAGUCGGGGUUCGUUUAUGUCGAUGGGGAUGGGGAUGGGGAUGAUGAUGAGGAGCAGGACGGGCAGGAAGGAGGGAGAGGGAAGAGGGAGCCGAGGGUUGCGGAGGUGGUGGUUAAUUUGAAACAGUUGAGGGCGAAACUUCAGGCCACCGUCGUAGAUCAAGCUCGACAUGCCUCGGACCGUAUCAACGAGGCCGAACGUCAGCGGGCCAGCGCCGUUCAAGAGGCCGCCUACUACCGCGCAAAGCUCGCCGCACUCGAAGCCUCGUCCGAAUCCGACAUCGGCCGUCUCGACCGCGAACGGCUCGCAGAACUCGAACAGCAACUCACCACAGCCCUCACGGAACGGGCGCUCCAGGAGCGCAAAGUAGCCGACCUGAACGACACGCUCGAGCUGAAGACGACGUUACUGGAGCAGGCGGAGACGCGCGCGAGCGAGGCGGCGAGGCAUUCGGACGUGCUCACGGACUCGCAUAGUCGGACGUUGAGGGAACAUACGGAGUUGCAGGAACGACAUGCGGAGUUGGAGGCGUCGUUGAGGGAUCAUGCGGAUCGGCUGCUCUCACAGGCUUCGAUCGUCGAGCAGAGGGAGGCGGACCAUCAUCAUGUGCAGUCACAGCUCGAGGAGGCAACCGUGUCGCGGGACCAGCACGCUCGUGCGCUGGAACAGACGCGCACGGCGCUGCAGACGGCUAUGGCGCGUGCUAUAGAGGUCGACGAACAAAAUAUGCGCUCGAGGGAGACGAUAUCGCAGCUUGAGGCGGACGUGGCGGAGUUGAGGGGGGAACUGGAGUCGAAGACGGCCGAGGUCGAUAAUCUGCGCUCGAGGCUUACGGACACGGAGAACUCGUGGGCCAAGUCGCGAGAGGAGGCAGACGCGUUCCGGGCGUUGACUACGGGCGGACUCGGCGAGCUCCUGGACACGCAGCGGGAUCUGAAGACGGACGAGGAUCGACACCUGCGUGGACAUGCGGAGAAGGUGCAGGUGCUCGAGGCGGAGGUCGCUUCGUUGCGGGGCAUGCUGAAGGAGGUCAGCCAGCGCUUGGACGAUUCGCAUGGCGAGCUUUCGCAGGAGAGGAGGAGGGCGAGGGAGGGCGAGACGGAGCAGAUGGCGCUGAGGUCGCAGAUCGUCGGGUUGAGGGCGCAGCUGUCGAAUACGCUCGCGGAUGCGGGGAGGUUGAGGAAGGAUCUGGCGGUGCGGGAGGCGGAUGUGAGGCAGAAGGCGAAGGAGGCGGACGAUGCGGGGCUCAGGUUGGGCAUGCUCAGGAAUUAUCUGGCCGAGAACGAUAUCGUGCUCGAUAACGAUGGCUUGCCGUCCGAGUCGUCCUCGAGGUUGGCGGAGCUCGAGGGCCGUCUUGCGGAUUUCUCGCGCAUGCAGGAGCAGUCGAGGAAGGAUAUGGAGAGCGUGUUGAGGCAGAAGAAGGACGCGGAGGCGCAGAUGAGCGCGUUGUCGACUCAGUUGGAUAGGUUGCGGUCGACGCAGAGCCCGAGUUAUAGUCCGGCGACGGGCGAUAGCUUCAUGAGCGAGGCUCGCGUCGUCGAGGCGGAGAGGAAGGUCGAGGAGACGGAGCGGAACUUCAAGGCUCGCGUCCAGCAGCUCGAAGACGAUUACCGUCUGGCUGUUCACUGUGUCAAGUACACCGAGCGCCUAAAUCGUCGCAUGAAAGACGAAUUGAUGAAGCAGCGCGCGACGAAUACUAGCCUCCUUGCCGAGAUCGAUUCUCUUCGCGCAUCUACGCCCAACGCCGACUCGCGGCGCACCAAUGGCCGUGGCACUCCAUCCGAGGAUGGACGAAGCGACGCCAUGCGCACGCAGCUCAUCGACGCUCAGCGCCAGAUCCAACGUCUGCUCAACGACAAAAAGGACCAGAGCCUGCGCAUCGACUCCCUGGAGAAAGACCUCGGCCACAUGCGGGAUAACCUCGUCGUCGCCCAACGGGAGGCUGACGAGCGUCUGUCUCGUAUGGAGGAGUUGGAGCAGGAGGUCGAGCGCAUGCAGUCUGCGCUCAUCAUCGCCCGUGGCGGACAUGACGAGUCUCUCCUCGAGCAGCUCAGCAACGAGAAUAACAACCUCAAGCGCGAGAACGAGCAGCUUUCGCACAAGAUCGGGCUCCUGCUCGAGGACGACCCAGCGUUCGGCAGCAACCGGCCUAUAUCUGGGAUUUCCGUUUCCGAUCGCCCCCUCAGCGGUUUAAGCUCAGACAACGCGCUGGGCUACGACCAUUAUUCGAAUGAGUUCGACGAGCUGCAGCGGCAGCUGUCGACAUCUUUAUCCAACCGACGACCACUCAGUAGCGAUCUGGAAUCGAAUUCGUUCCCAUCUCAUCAGCGGAUGCGGUCACGUUCAUAA
Molecule: messenger RNA, 4209 nt
Organism: Stereum hirsutum FP-91666 SS1
Lineage: Eukaryota; Fungi; Basidiomycota; Agaricomycetes; Russulales; Stereaceae
Exons: 8
Coding region: 1-4209 (1402 amino acids)
Molecular function (GO): protein binding
Source: RefSeq, a predicted model, not a curated record